Linderina pennispora is the source of this 780-nucleotide messenger RNA. RefSeq lists its product as uncharacterized. The record is from RefSeq and is a predicted model, not a curated record. The coding region runs from base 72 to 749 and encodes 225 amino acids. The transcript has a single exon. Gene Ontology annotation, cellular component: nucleus; cytoplasm. Lineage: Eukaryota; Fungi; Kickxellomycota; Kickxellomycetes; Kickxellales; Kickxellaceae.
AGCCCGCCCAUCCCUUUUCCUACUCACCGCCCUUUCACCCAACUCGCUUGCACUAGUAGAAAUUAUUGGAAAUGUCGAAAUUCAAGGUCCUCUGUCUGCACGGGUAUACCCAGAACGCCAAAAAGUUCCAUGACCGCACUGGGCCGUUCCGGCGGGCGCUCAAAAACCAGCUCGACUUCACCUACAUGACAGCGCCGAUCCAGGCCACAGAGUUCCAGUCAGACGAGCCCACCGACGACGGGCCCUCGGCGGCAUGGUGGAACCGCAAGGACGGCAAGGUCUGGCAGGAGAUGCAGCAGAGCAUGCGCGCAAUCCACCAGACCAUGAAGGAAGAGGGCCCGUUCGAUGCCAUCGUUGGGUUCUCGCAGGGAUCGGGCAUGGCGGCGGUGCUGCUGGCGCUCAUGCAGAUUGCAAAGUCGUCCAGGCUGGCAGAUAUGGACGCGGACGUGCAAGCGUUGGCGGGAGAGCUGGGGGACCAGCCAGUGCCCAAGUUCGUCAUGCUGUUUGCGGGCUUCUACCCGGACCUGCCGCAGUUCCGGCAGAUUAUCGCGGCGGAGAAGCUCACCACGCCCAGCAUCCAUGUGGUCGGCGAAAACGACCACAUCGUGCCCAUGGACCGCGGCAAGCAGCUGGCCGAGGAGGCAUUCAUUGACGCGGUGGUCAAGACACACGAGGGCGGGCACUUUAUGCCCAGCAAUGCGGCCUGGCGCAAGCAGUACCAGGCAUUCCUCGAAGUGCUGGGCCAGUAAAGCGGGAAAUAAAAUAGACUUUUCAGUUUUG